Synchiropus splendidus (mandarinfish) is the source of this 583-nucleotide messenger RNA. RefSeq names its product ribosomal protein L27a (gene rpl27a). The record is from RefSeq and is a predicted model, not a curated record. Gene Ontology annotation, molecular function: structural constituent of ribosome. Lineage: Eukaryota; Metazoa; Chordata; Actinopteri; Syngnathiformes; Callionymidae. The transcript is spliced from 5 exons. Bases 93 to 539 code for a protein of 148 amino acids. Gene Ontology annotation, biological process: translation. Gene Ontology annotation, cellular component: ribosome; cytosolic large ribosomal subunit.
GUGGUAUUUUUCGCUCCUUCACCCGAUUGCAGAAGUCUCACACAAAACCGCGAGAUCUUGUGUUCCCGUUCCUCUUUCAACUCGCCUCCAAGAUGCCCACCAAGACGCGCAAGACUAGGAAGCUGCGUGGACACGUAAGCCACGGACACGGUCGCGUUGGCAAACACAGAAAGCACCCUGGCGGUCGUGGUAAUGCUGGUGGUAUGCAUCACCACAGAAUCAACUUUGACAAAUACCAUCCAGGAUACUUUGGAAAGGUCGGUAUGAGACAUUACCACCUGAAGAGGAACACAACUUUCUGUCCCACCAUCAACCUGGAGAGGCUGUGGACGCUGGUGAGUGAGCAGACCAGGCUCCACCAUGCUGGGAAGCCUGAUGGCCCUGCUCCCAUCAUCGACGUUGUGCGCUCUGGCUACUACAAAGUUCUGGGCAAAGGCAAACUGCCGAAGCAGCCAGUGAUCGUGAAGGCCAAAUUCUUCAGCCGACGCGCUGAGGAGAAGAUCAAGGCUGUGGGAGGAGCUUGUGUGCUGAUGGCAUAAUGCUUCUGUCAGGUUUUUGCAAAAAUAAAGUGUUUAAAUGGAAA